Amaranthus tricolor (Joseph's coat) is the source of this 2281-nucleotide messenger RNA. RefSeq lists its product as uncharacterized. The transcript has 3 exons. The coding region runs from base 189 to 1337 and encodes 382 amino acids. NCBI's taxonomy places the organism in Eukaryota, Viridiplantae, Streptophyta, Magnoliopsida, Caryophyllales, Amaranthaceae. The record is from RefSeq and is a predicted model, not a curated record.
CCAUACAGUUGUAAAAUACGUUAUUUGAGGACAAGUUGUGUAGCUUCCUAGAACUUGAUGAUUAUUGAAAAUAUUUUGUCCCCAUUUUCCUCUCUCCUCACCUAUAAAUUCAUUGCAACAUACUUUAAAUCUAUAGAAAAUCGAUACCAAACACUUCCUUAAAAUAUUAUUUUUUAAAUUCCACGGAGAUGAUAGAAAAGGCGUUUAAUGAUGAGAGCGAGGGGGCGGGCGAAGGGGAUGAAUCGUUGGUUUUUUGCUGGUGGCGCAGUUGCGCCACCAACGAAGAGUUAAGUAACCUAAAGGUUACAAAUGUAUGUGAUGUUGGAGGGUUGACUCCGAGGCUAAAGGUAAUGAGGGAGUUGGAAAGGCUCACAUUGGUGGCAUCGGAUGGGCUUGAUGAUCUUCGACAUAGGCUCGUGGCAUACCGAGCAGGCGAUUUGUGGGUCCCGAUGGGCGGGAUCAAGAAGGAAGAGAUGGAGAUUCCUGCUAUAAUCACUAUUCUUUUGGUGGGAUUUAAUGGGGGUGGGAAGAGUUCUUUGGUUAAUCUUAUGUAUAGUGUGCUGGGAAGAGCUGGUGUUAUACCCUUUGCUCAGACUUCAGGAAGCUCAAGAAACUCAGAAUCUACAACAAUGGUUUUGGAAGAACACAAUGUUUUACGAUCAAUGAGAGCCGGUUUCUGCGUCUACGACUCGAGGGGGUUCGGCUAUAAGGAUCCUAUAGACGAGACCCUCCUCGAGUUGUCCCAAUGGGCUAAUGAAGGUGUCCAACACAAUCAAAUUUGCUAUCGAUCAGGGGAUGAAUUUCCUGUAGGACCCACCUCAACUUCUAGAAGGUUCGCUAGGAGACAAGUCAAUUGUGCAAUGUUGGUUGGUAACAUGGCUGAUUUGUAUGACAGUUUAAAGGGUGGUGAUUCCUCACCUUUGGAAGCAACCAAAGCUGUGUUUUGCUACUCGGCUUUGAAACGAGGCAAUCAGAACCCAAUUCUAGUACUGACUCAUGGAGACAAGCUAUCUGCCGAGGAACGAAUCGAUGCUCGAAUGAAAAUCUGUCAGUUCCUCGGCAUAUCCGAAACAAGUGGCGUUUACGACAUAGCUUGCCUCACCGAAUGUGGAGUCGUAGCCGAAGAAUGUGAUCCCGUCACAGCGUACGCCCUCACUGAGGCCGUAUACAGGGCGCUGCUCAUCUCUGACAUGAGCCAUCUUCCUAAGAAAAACUUCAAAGACAAAGUAAAUUACAUGGUUUCUUGGGUGUUGCUCUUGAUUGGUUCUUUCUUCGCUUUCCUUGCUCGUGUUUUCUCGGGUCCUAGUCGAAAGCAUCGCAGAUUUAAACCUGCUUAACAGGCCUAAGGGUCAUUCUCGAGUCGAAGGUCUCACUAGCUGCAACAUUCUGAUGUUGUUUGGUGCGAUUAAAACCUUAAUCAUAGUUUCUGUGAAUGAGAUAUACUGGAUACAGAUGAUGAUAUUGAGGCCUGAGAGGUGCUCAAUGUGUGCAUUUUUUAUGCAUAUUUGAUAAUGACUUUCAUUUCUAUUGUCUUUUAGUGUGGGUAUAGUAUGUCGUCAUCUAAUCCUUUCACGUUCUUAAUCAUAAUUUCUAUGAACAAGAUAUAUUAGGUACAAUGAUGAUAUUGAGGCCUGAGAGUUGCAUGUUUUGUGCAUUUUUGAUGCAUAUUAGUUUGAUGAUGAGUUUCUUUCUAUUGUUUUUUGGUGGGGGUACAGUCUGUCGUCAUCUAACCUUCUCACGUUCUUAAUCAUAGAUUCUAUGAAUUAGAUAUAGCGAGUGUUAUUUUGAUGAUAACUUUCAUUUCUAUUUUUCUUCAUUUAUUAUUUUGGAGACCUUACUAUCAUAAUUCAUAACUAUAAUGUUGAACUUACGUGCUGAGAAUAAAUUAAGUCUGAGUAUGAAUUGAUCACUUAUGGAGGCAACUUAUUUUACUGGCCGCAACCUCCUUAUAUAUAUUUUUCGAUAACUAUAUAAUCUGUCAUCAUACAAUUUCCCAGAUACUAAUCGUAGCUUCUAUGAACGAGAUAUAUAAGAUAUGAUGAUGAUGACUUAUCGAUACGAAAUGUAGGAUUGCUCAUUGUUUAGAAGUGAUUGUUAUGCUAAAUAAGGUAGAUGGUUCUACUUCAUGUACGCUGUCCCAGUGUUUAUCUUUGAUUUUCUUUUCUUGGAAUAUUUAUUGUAUAAUAAUUGUACUUAUUAUGAAUGUACAUGUACUUUUAUGUAUAUAUGACUAUAUGUAAAUUAUCUAAAUUUCUUAUAUGUCUUGGGUUGAUGUUUAGUA